AUGGCGUCGUCCGACCACAUGAUGAGCGUUGACCCCUGGACCUUCACCCGUCCCGGCUUCAUCGACCCCUGGUUCACCGAGGCCUACUCCCGCGACACCGAGACCCUCACCAAGGCCCUCCAGAAUUCCUUCGCCGCCGCCACGGCCGCCACGGCCGCCGCCACCACCACCACCUCUAACAACUCCAACAACUCCUCCGACACCCUCACCCCCGACGUCGUCUCCCCUUCCUCAAGCACAACUCCGAGCCCGCGCCUUCUACCCCCGCCGCCGCCGCCGCCGCCGCCGCCGCUGCCCCCGCCUCGGCUCCCAUGGGAUGGUGCAGCAGGUGACCGGCGCCAGGUUCGUCGGCGCGGGCCUCCAGUUGCCGGCCCCGAUCCUAAGCCGGAGCCGCAGAGGCUCGGCGGCGGCCGCUUGGUCGCCUCUUCCGCGGCCGCUGCCGCCGCCGCCGCGAGCGGGUGCUUGCCUACGCUCGACACGUCGGCGUUCUUGCUGGACCACCACGCCAUGACCCACCGCAACCAGCAGCAGCAGCAGCAGCAGGAGCAGGAGCAGCAGGAGAUGGCCGGCGCGGGCGGCGCGGCGAAGGAACAUCUGUCGUUCUUGGAGGCGGUCGGCGGCGCCGGCGCCGGCUCCGGCGGCUUCGAUUACGCGUCGUUCGCGGGGUUUCCCACUCUAGAGUCGUGGAGCGCCUAA
This is a messenger RNA of Eucalyptus grandis, 696 nucleotides long. Its product is annotated as POU domain, class 3, transcription factor 3. The record is from RefSeq and is a predicted model, not a curated record. The transcript has 2 exons. Lineage: Eukaryota; Viridiplantae; Streptophyta; Magnoliopsida; Myrtales; Myrtaceae. Bases 1 to 696 code for a protein of 231 amino acids.